Dalotia coriaria is the source of this 5224-nucleotide messenger RNA. RefSeq names its product zinc finger protein castor homolog 1-like. Gene Ontology annotation, molecular function: RNA polymerase II transcription regulatory region sequence-specific DNA binding; DNA-binding transcription factor activity, RNA polymerase II-specific. NCBI's taxonomy places the organism in Eukaryota, Metazoa, Arthropoda, Insecta, Coleoptera, Staphylinidae. Gene Ontology annotation, biological process: positive regulation of transcription by RNA polymerase II; regulation of neuron differentiation. The transcript has 7 exons. The record is from RefSeq and is a predicted model, not a curated record. Gene Ontology annotation, cellular component: nucleus. Bases 98 to 3607 code for a protein of 1169 amino acids.
GAGUUUAUCCAAUCUGACUGCGUUAUCACAGCUACCCGGAUUGGAGUAUUCGUAUAAUCAACUGGAACAACUCGAAGCGUUGCGAAAUCGUACUAUUAUGGAGGAAAAUCAUAAACAUCUUAUGAAUUCACGAGGUAUAUUUCCACACCUAUUAAAUUACAGCAGCAUGAAAUCAGAGGAUGGCAGCCCACCGCCAUCUUUCGACACGACUAGUCCACUAAAUGCAAUAAUGGCCCAAACCUUCAACGCUCAACGUGAUUCGCAGUCUUUACUAACCAAAUCCCAGACCCAAAUCGACUACUCCAAAUACGUGAAGAAAUUCUCGUCCUCCAUGGAAUGCGGUAGUCCCUACUGCAAGGAACUAAACUACCGCGAGCAUUUCCAUUGCCUCGAUUGCAAUUCACGCGUGUUUCUGAAGAAGGAAGAAAUGAUCCGCCAUUUUAAAUGGCACAAGAAACGCGACGAGUCUCUCCAACAUGGUUUCAUGCGUUAUUCCCCCCUGGAUGAUUGCUCGGACCGCUAUGGUAACUGUUGCACACACAACAAGAAACAAACACACUAUCACUGCAUCAAAGAGGGUUGUGACAAAGUCUACAUCUCCACAUCCGAUGUCCAAAUGCACGCCAAUUACCAUCGCAAGGAUUCCGCAAUCAUCCAAGAGGGAUUCCAACGUUUCCGAGCCACCGAGGAAUGCGGUGCUGCAUAUUGCGCCUUCUUUGGUCAAAGGACCACACAUUUCCACUGCAGACGCUCGAAUUGUCGAUACACUUUCAAAAACAAAUCCGACAUGGAGAAGCACAAGACCUAUCACAUCAAGGAUGAACAAUUGAGUCGUGAUGGAUUCAAGAAGUUCAUGAAGAACGAAGCGUGUCCUUAUGAAUCGUGCAGGUUUUCGAAAGUAUGCAACCAUAUUCACUGCAUUCGGCCACAGUGUAACUACGUGCUACACAGUUCAGGACAAUUGUUCUCACAUAAACGAAAGCACGAGAGGAAGGACUCAGAAUUAGCUUACAGAAAGUAUAAGUUAGCGCAGAGCAUGAUGAAGAGUUUGUCUGAUGCAGGCAGUACAAGUUUUCCUUCUGAUUUUGACGCGGUUAAUAUGAACGCAUUCGCCAUGGGAAUGGGUUCGAAUACUUCAGAAUCUUUAAGUGAGAGGAAUUCUCCGAUUUCUUAUGAUGAGGAUAACAGUGCUAUGGACCUAACUGCGGGUGAGAGCAACUUUGAUGAGGCUAGUUUAAACUGGGCGACACAUUCUGAAGAGAUUUGGAGGAAAUAUUGUCAGUUAUACAGUGGGAAUGAGAAUUGUGGAUGUGAAUAUGUUAACACUGAACAUUAUCACUGCAAUGGCGAGCUUUGCGAGAUGACUUUCAGUUCCAAGGAAGCCGCCAGGGAGCACGCAAGACAACAUGAUCAACAGGAACAGGUCACAGAGAUGUUCUUCACUUUGACUUGUGAAGAUCCAACCACCUGUCCAUAUCAAGCCAAAGACAAGCACUACCACUGCACGUUGGAACACUGCCGUGAAGUGAUCCUCCCUCAAGACAAGACUUUCCGUCGUUUAGAACACUACAAAAUGCAUGAAUAUUCGAAGAAGUUAUCCCUUACCAAAGACCCGCUUACAAUGACCCAUCUCACCACUUCCAUUGAUGGUAUGUUCGCAAGGAAACGCGGACGUCCUCCCAAGAAUCGUGUGAUUGAGGUCUGGAACAAUGACUAUCAAAACACCGGGCAGAAUAUCAUGGAUUCCCCACAGGCGAUUUUCACUAGUUUCAAACUACCGAAACCCUCUUCCACAUCAACACCUACCAUGAACAACAAAGAGGAUGAUUCGGAUGAAAGAUCCACAAGUCCCAAAUCCCCAAAGAGUGGUUUCAUUGAUGGUGUUAAUCUUCAAGUGCAAGGAUUUGAUGUUUUCCCUGAGAAUUCCAAGUGUCCGGAUAUGAUGUGCCCAUACAUGGGUUCCAUGCAUUAUCACUGCGUACAGAAUCGUUGUAUGUAUGUCACUGAUAAAGAAGAAACCCUUGUAACCCAUAGUAAAGACUUCCAUGAUAAUCCCGACAUUUUGGAAGGUUAUGAAUUCUUCGAGAAAGGAACUGAUUGUAGACUUGCAAGCUGUCAACACAAAAUGGAGCGCCAUUUUCAUUGCACUCGCGGCGAUUGUAAUUACACAUUCGUCAAAUAUUCUACGUUGUCUCUUCAUAGUUUAGUGCAUCAACCGUGGGACAUGCAGCAACAGGAACAGAAUCUCAAACAACAAUUCAAGAACGAAGCAGAGGACAUGGUUACCACCUCGAAUAUUGUGCGUGAUGAUCGUGAUAAGACGCAGGAGAAAGUUUCCGUGGUGAAAGCUUCGGGGACUUUCUAUCCUCUGUCGAGCAUUGCACAGCCCGCGCCCGCCACCGUGCACGAGCGCAAAUCGCCCGACGUUAGUAAGAGCACAGAUUCUAAUGAUAUCUCCGGGAGUAAUACUCUUUACGGGCCUGAGUCGAGUUGCUCGCGGCCAUUUUGUAAACUCAAGCGGAAGUUCCACUACCAUUGCAAUGCUUGUAACCAAGCUUUCUCUGAGAUUGAUCGUCUUGUUGUCCACGUGGCGAAACACUCCACAGGAGUGCUUUCUGGUCAAACGUUUCAUGCUGAAGAUAACAACAAUCGUAAUGUGACACCUUCCCCACCUCCCACAGCUUCCAAAAGUCCUAAGAUUCAAGUAGCUCCGCUUCAAAGUCUACAAAAUCCUACAACUCCACAAAUCAAAGAAGAACCUUCCAAUGGAGGUUACCUUCAACAACAAUUCGAAGCCUAUCAACACUUCGGUAACUUCCCAGCUAAUCUGCAAUUUGCUCUCAUGCAACAACAGCAGUUCCUCCCGCAGUCAUACGCUGCAGCUGCGGCGUUAUCAUCCCAACAGUUGAUGUUCCAACAUCAAGCUAUGAUGCAGAAUCCUUUGUACGGUGAUAACAUGAGUCCCCUGGCUGCAAUGGCCGCCAAUUUGAAUAAACGUGCUUUGGAAGGUGCUCAAGAUAUGUCCCCCGAAGCCAAAAAAGCACGCAUUCAAUCCUCGAUGAGAAUUUUAAAGGAUGAACCUGUACCUGAAGGUUAUCUAAGGUUUAGGUUCAACGAAGACUGUCAAUAUCAACAUUGCGGGUACCGUGAGCAUCAGACGCACUUCCACUGCCAGCGCAUGGACUGCGGGUACAGCUUCUGUGAUAAAACUCGAUUUGUCCAGCAUACGGCCCGUCAUGAAAGGUUAGACACACUCAUGGGUGGUGAUUUCCAGCAGUAUCGAGCGAAUGUCAGCUGUGGAAGACCUGAUUGUGCAUAUACAGCUCAUUUAGGAUCUACCCAAAACAAAGCAUCGCAUUUCCAUUGUCUCAAAUGCGAUUUUGUCUGCACUGACACAAACAAAGUGGUGGCGCAUCGACGACAGCAUCAGAAACUGGAUUCGAUCCAAGCCGCUGGUUUCGAGAAGUUCACUCCUUCGCAACAAUGCAGAUCGACAACGUGUCAACACAGUGGCAAACAAACUCAUUACCAUUGUUUGCAGUGUCAGUACGCCGUCUUGGGCUUGGCUCAAAUGUCAGCACACAAGUAUCGACACAUGGAAGGAUAAACUUAGUAAUAACGAAGACUUUGUACAUAGUAUAAACUUUUAGACGUUUAAAUCAUAGCUUAUUUAAUUAAUAUAUAAAACGAGUGAUAUUCAAACUAAAAUUGAAGAAAAACAAUAACUAACGCUAAAGAGAGUCAAGAAAUCCGUGGAUUUAAAAUAUUCAGACUAUGAUGAAAGCGAGGAAUGUAUACCUCAUAGUUGUAAAAUGAUUCGCUUCUAGAAGCAAUCCAAUUGUACAUAACCUAGAAGGAUAACCUAGACAUUAAUUUAUAUCUACACAUAUUCUACACACCAAGUCAUGAAGCAUGUUCGAAGACACAUCGUACAAAACAUUAUUUUUUUUUGGUUUAGUUUUUUGAUUUAAUCACGAAAUUUUUAAUUUCUCUAAAUCUUUCAAAUCGUACUAUUAUCCAAUUAUUUUUAGGUUAUUUUAUUCGUAAAAUUCAUAACACAGGGUGUUUUUUUUUUGUUUGUUUUGCUUUAUAGAUUCUAGUUGAUUGUACAUUAUUUAUUGACGCACACACUCGAAACGAAAUAAAACAUAUAAAUUAUUAAGGAACAUUGUUCGCAUUGAGAUUAUCAAAUAUUUAUAUAAUAUUAUAUGAUAGAGAGAAAUUAUCUAGAUUGUAGCGGUUAGAAUUUAUAUAUUUCCGUGUUUUUGAACAUUAUUUGAUAGAAAUAUUUGACUGAUACGUAUACUAUUUAUGUAUAAUGAAACGCCCGGCGUUGAAUAUCGAAUAUAUCAACAGGAAACAAUAUCAGAGAUCGUUUCACUCGAUUUUUGUUGCGGGAAUUGUUUCAGAAGUUGAUUCGUUUACUUGUACGACAAAAGAAUCGCUUCUGAAUCUCUUCCUGAUGGUGGGAAAGUCAAGUGAAAAGUUUUGAUCAUCGAAACACUGAGUACAAGUUGACUAGCACACGUUUCUUUCUAGUACUAGUGCCUUAAACAAAAACAUACAAUAAUUACAUGAACAUGAGGCAUUUCUCUUAGAUUUAUUGGACGAUAUAUUUAUGAAUGUUUCGAUUUGAUGAUUUUGCGCUAUGAUUGAGGCAGGACGAUAUAGAAAUACCAUUCCAUAAAGUGCCAUAUGAUUAUUUACACAUGUUGGACAGUAUUGUGACAUUACGACUAAUUAACUAUGCGACAAUAACACCAAGGACACCAAGUACUCUUUUUACUUGAACGAGUUUUAGUUUAUAUAUGAUUUCAAAUCAGGUUUUUUUCUUCUCUUUUUUCUUUUGUUGUUUUUAUUGUAUAAAGUUGUACAUUUGUAUCAUUUUCAUGAUCAUGUGAAUCGAUAUGCCAUACUUUGUUUUUUAUGUACUGUACAAUAACCGAUUUCGAUUCUUUUGAGAGAAUUGGAUUGGUCUUAUUUUAAUUCUAUGUAUUUUACUCAGUUCACGAUGCGACAUAUUUGGCGACAUUCAAUUGGCGUUAUUUUAGUUGCUUUUUUUCGACAUUUUGUAGCUUUAUUCGUGUUUCUUUUCAUUGAUUUCAUUCUUUUUCGUUUGCUUUUUGUCCAUACAAUAUUAUGAUAAGUUUAUAAGUGUACAAUGUGUUUAUAGCUAGUCGUAACAUUUUUUGCAAGACUUUAAAAUAUACACUUUAAGCCAGCA